Messenger RNA from Rhea pennata, 711 nucleotides. It is a transcript of the gene CRYBB1, whose product is annotated as crystallin beta B1. The record is from RefSeq and is a predicted model, not a curated record. The transcript has 5 exons. The coding region runs from base 1 to 711 and encodes 236 amino acids. Lineage: Eukaryota; Metazoa; Chordata; Aves; Rheiformes; Rheidae. Gene Ontology annotation, biological process: lens development in camera-type eye; visual perception. Gene Ontology annotation, molecular function: structural constituent of eye lens.
AUGUCUGAGACCAUGAAAACCGCUGCUGCCGGCCAGGCCGCCGACGACAAGGAGAAGGCGGCACCGGCCGCGGGCCCCGACCCGGCUCCCGUGGCCAACAGCAAGGGUGAGGAGCCCUCCGCCGAGGCCUUCAGGAUGGUCGUCUUCGAUCAGGAGAACUUCCAGGGCCGGCAGCUGGAGUUCACGGGCGAGUGCCUCAACCUGGCCGACCGCGGCUUCGACCGGGUGCGCAGCGUCAUCGUUGCCUCCGGACCCUGGGUGGCCUACGAGCAGGCCAAUCUGCGCGGGGAGAUGUUCAUCCUGGAGAAGGGCGAGUACCCCCGCUGGGACAGCUGGUCCAGCAGCUACCGGAGCGACUGCCUCAUGUCCAUGCGCCCCAUCAGGAUGGAGGCCGAGGACCACAAAAUCUCCCUGUUCGAGUCUGCUGACUUCCAGGGCAACAAGACGGAGAUCCAGGAGGACGACGUGCCCAGCCUCUGGGCUUACGGCUUCUGCGACCGCGUGGGCAGUGUGAAGGUGCCCAACGGGACCUGGGUCGGGUACCAGUACCCUGGCUACAGGGGCUACCAGUACCUCUUUGAGACCGGCGACUUCCGACACUGGAACGAGUGGUCCGCCUUCCAGCCCCGGAUCCAGUCCAUCCGGCGCAUCAGGGACAUGCAGUGGGACCAGAGAGGCGCCUUCGUCACCCCCGAGGCGCCCUCCGACUGA